This is a messenger RNA of Westerdykella ornata, 666 nucleotides long. RefSeq lists its product as uncharacterized. The transcript has a single exon. The coding region runs from base 261 to 650 and encodes 129 amino acids. The record is from RefSeq and is a predicted model, not a curated record. Lineage: Eukaryota; Fungi; Ascomycota; Dothideomycetes; Pleosporales; Sporormiaceae.
CACCGACCUGUUAGGCGACGCCGAAGUCACCACGGCGUGUGAAGGAAGCUGAACUUCAAUCCACAGGGGAAUACGACCCCAUCUACAAAUGGGCGAAGCUCUCAAGAAGCGUAUAAGAAUGGUCUCCCUUCCACACAGAAGUCCCAUCCCAGCGACAACAAACAGCGCAGUCCUCUCUACAACACCUGCAAAUUCUCCCUCAACACAUUCUCGAACACAACUACCAACUCAAGUCUUCCUGCAUCACCAGCAAAGUCAACAUGCAAUUCACCACCACCGCCGCCCUCCUCCUCUCGGCCCUCGCCUUCCCCCUCCCCGCAACCUCAGAAGUAACCGAGCCCUUCGCCGUGAAGGUCAAAACCUUUGACAACAUCACCGCCUGCAGGCUCGACCUUCCGCUGACCAACGACUGGCUCAAAGACGGCACAUGCCACCAUCUUCCCAACUCGCGCUUGGAUGUCAACGAAAUUCAUGACACGUGCCGAAGUAAGUUGAUUGUCAGAACGGUGGAAAUUGGAGUAUCGCUGAUUGAGGUGGCAGUUUUCAUUUAUGAGAACAACGACUGCUCGGGCUGGGAGAGACAGGUGUAUGCCGGGGAAACGUGCAUCGAUAUCAAGAAGUUCUACUCUCUGAAGGCUUUCUGCCAUUAGGGCGUUUGGGGAGUCC